ACACACAUGUUAUUGGGUUCCCACGCAGACAUAUUAACAUGUUACAGAGCUUGUUUACGGAAGCCAGAGUUGACUACCAAUGCUAAUGAGCUAUCUACAUCUCCGAACACUUGUGUGUAAAUGGAAGUCAGACGGCACAAAUGUUGUCCCUGGAAAAAUAGUUGGCUGUGUUAAAACAGUGUACUGCACAGGAGGUUCGUGGCACCUUAAUUGGGGAGGACGAGCUCUUGGUAAUUGCUGGAGUGGAAUGGUAUCAAACACAUGGUUUCUAUGUGUUUGCUGCCUUUCCAUUUGCUCUGUUCCAGCCAUUUAUUAUGAGCCGUCCUACUCGCAGCAGUCUUCUGUGGUGUACAAUGUCCUGGUUCUUCCACGUCAAUCAAGGCUCAAACCAACAGCCCCCUGUCAUGAUGCCCCCAGCUGCUGGUGCCCUGUCUAGCAACACACUGGAUACAGCUAACACUGCUGGGCAGGGUUGGCUCUGCACACAGUCCAGUUCGUCUUCACCCAGCCUGGCAGACUUUCCGUCAGUACCACAGGGUUUAGUGCCUCCCAGCUUGGAGAACCUAUCUUGUACCUCUCUGAAGUCAGCGGCAGGCAGAGAGCCCCUACCACUCUCCUACGUAACUCUUCAGGAGCAGCGUUGUGUCUUGAGCUGGUUCUUGAGCUGGAGCACUGCCCAGAGGGAAAGGUUUCUGCAGGACCUGUUGGGGAAAGCUGUGCCAGGGAAAGUGUGUACCCUUCUCGAGUCGCUCAAUACGCUACAGGUUAAGGACAGCCCACCAAAUAUCUUUGAGUGCCAACUGCGCCUCUGGACCCAAUGGUUUGAGUCAUGGAGUGAGGAGGAGAGGAACAGUUUCCUGCACAUUCUAGAAGAGAGGGACCCAAUCUUUGUUGCCGACUUCUACAGAGGUGUAGCUGGGACAGCAGGCAGGGAUUGAGGGAUACAGGAGAAGAGGGUGUAGAAUGGAUAGGCAAUGCGUGGGUGGAAGACAGAAACAAGUUAGGUUGGAGUGGUACAUAGGGAAGCAUAUGUGUGGAGACAGUGAAGAACAGGCCUGUGGUUAAGAGCAUUGGGCCAGUAACUGACAGGUUUCUGGUUCGAAUCCCCGAGCCAACUAGUUUAAAAUUGUUGAUGUGCCCUUGAGCUACCCCUAAUUGCUCCUGUAAGUCACUCUGGAUAAGAGUGUUUGCUAAAUGACUAAAAUAUAUGUACAAUCUUUUUGUCUGGCUAGGGCUGAGAUGAAUCUAGUAACAUAUGAGAGCCCUUGUAGUAUUGAUACAUUCUGUUGACCACAUACUUGAGGGUAUUACAGAAGACGGACUGAAUAAGGUGAACAUAUUUAUUUAAUUCUAUUACAAAACGAAUGGAUAGAUGUAAUAUCCUUAUUGAUCAACCUUUUUCCUCUUCUCUCAGUGCAGUUACACCAUGGCUGUGUUCAGGUAAAAUGGAGUGAGUGUAGACUAGAGGUAGAUAAAGUGAGAGACCAGGUCCAAUUCUGUUACCAGUGGGAAUGCUUAUACUUCUGUAAUGAUCUUGAACAGUUUUCUACAAUGCCAGAAAUAAAAUGCCAUUUCAUAGA
This is a messenger RNA of Salvelinus fontinalis (brook trout), 1580 nucleotides long. RefSeq lists its product as uncharacterized. The transcript has 3 exons. The record is from RefSeq and is a predicted model, not a curated record. NCBI's taxonomy places the organism in Eukaryota, Metazoa, Chordata, Actinopteri, Salmoniformes, Salmonidae. The coding region runs from base 315 to 938 and encodes 207 amino acids.